Knipowitschia caucasica is the source of this 1044-nucleotide messenger RNA. Lineage: Eukaryota; Metazoa; Chordata; Actinopteri; Gobiiformes; Gobiidae. The record is from the annotation of a GenBank genome assembly.
AUGUUCAUGGCCAGAAAAAUAUUUGGUCCUGAUGGAGUGAGCUCUGUGGCAAACAUGGAGAGAGAGGGCUCCUUCAGAAGUCCUCUGUCUGUCCUCUGUCUGUCCUCUGUCUGUCCUCUCUGUCCUCUGUCAGUCCUCUGUCUGUCCUCUGUCUGUCCUCUGUCUGUCCUCUCUUUGUCCUCUCUCUGUCCUUUGUCUGUCCUCUCUCUGUCCUCUGUCAGUCCUCUGUCUGUCCUCUGUCUGUCCUCUGUCAGUCCUCUGUCUGUCCUCUGUCAGUCCUCUGUCUGUCCUCUGUCUGUCCUCUGUCAGUCCUCUGUCUGUCCUCUGUCUGUCCUCUGUCUGUCCUCUGUCAGUCCUCUGUCUGUCCUCUGUCUGUCCUCUGUCAGUCCUCUGUCUGUCCUCUGUCUGUCCUCUGUCAGUCUUCUGUCUGUCCUCUGUCUGUCCUCUGUCAGUCCUAUGUCUGUCCUCUCUCUGUCCUCUGUCUGUCCUCUCUCUGUCCUUUGUCUGUCCUCUCUCUGUCCUCUCUCUGUCCUUUGUCUGUCCUCUCUGUCCUUUGUCUGUCCUCUCUCUGUCCUCUCUCUGUCCUCUGUCUGUCCUCUGUCAGUCCUCUGUCAAUCCUCUGUCAGUCCUCUGUCUGUCCUCUGUCUGUCUUCUGUCUGUCCUCUCUCUGUCCUCUGUCUGUCCUUUGUCUGUCCUCUGUCAGUCCUCUGUCUGUCCUCUGUCUGUCCUCUGUCUGUCUUCUGUCUGUCCUCUCUCUGUCCUCUGUCAGUCCUCUGUCAGUCCUCUGUCUGUCCUCUCUCUGUCCUCUGUCUGUCCUCUGUCUGUCUUCUGUCUGUCCUCUGUCUGUCCUCUCUCUGUCCUCUGUCUGUCCUCUGUCUGUCCUCUGUCAGUCCUCUAUCCGUCCUCUGUCUGUCCUCUGUCAGUCCUCUGUCUGUCCUCUGUCAGUCCUCUGUCUGUCCUCUGUCAGUCCUCUGUCAGUCCUCUGUAGGUCAGUCCUCUGUCCUCUGUCCUUCCGCUCUGGUUUGGAACACGCUCGACCCUUGA